GAACACGACGUUAUUGUGGCAAAAUAAGUGAAUGUAUAUGAAUGGGCCUUGAAGCCCAAAAAAAGGACCUGGAACUUUCUUGGUCCUUCUUUUUCAGGCGCGAAAAUUACAGUUGAAGCUGAAAAUGGAGGAAGUGUCUGGAACGAACUGGAUCUUCUCCAUUGCUAGAACUUUCCCCUCCCUCCAAUGAAUAUACGUAUACACACUCUUCUUCCCCGUCGAAGCAUAUAUUCUCAGCAUUAUAAAUAGCAGACAAGAGCUCUCUCUAAACCAAAUCUUCUUCUUCUUUCAAGUUUCGGUAAAGCGAACAACCCAGUUUUCCAACCAUGUCUCUGAUUCCAAGCUUCUUUGGAAACCGAGGAAGCAGUAUAUUCGACCCCUUCUCGCUCGACGUUUGGGAUCCAUUCAAGGAUUUUCCUUUCCCUUCCUCGUCAAUUUCUCGGGAAAAUUCCGCCUUUGUUAACACGCGUGUGGACUGGAAGGAGACACCGGAGGCGCACGUCUUCAGGGCAGAUCUUCCCGGUCUGAAAAAGGAGGAGGUGAAAGUGGAGUUAGAGGAUGACAGGGUGCUGCAGAUCAGCGGGGAGAGACACGUGGAGAAGGAGGACAAGAACGACACUUGGCACCGGGUUGAGCGCAGCAGCGGUAAGUUCUCGAGGAGGUUCAGAUUGCCAGAGAACGUGAAGAUGGACCAGGUGAAGGCUUCAAUGGAGAACGGGGUACUUACUGUUACGGUGCCCAAAGCAGAGGCGAAGAAGCCUGACGUUAAGGCCAUUGAGAUCUCUGGUUGAGAAUCUGGAAUUCAUGGUUGACAGGUGUUUGUUCAUGUUUCUUAAUGUAUAGGGCAUAUUAAUCAAUAAGUGGGGGUAUGACAUAUGAUUGUGCAUGCCAAUUGUUCGAUGAAAUGUGGGUCUUUGGAUUUUUGUAAUGUUGUUGUAAAGUUGAUAUUUUGAUAAUAAAUAAAAUAAUCAUCUUUUCU
This is a messenger RNA of Carica papaya (papaya), 979 nucleotides long. Its product is annotated as 17.3 kDa class I heat shock protein. The record is from RefSeq and is a predicted model, not a curated record. NCBI's taxonomy places the organism in Eukaryota, Viridiplantae, Streptophyta, Magnoliopsida, Brassicales, Caricaceae.